Molecule: messenger RNA, 10819 nt
Organism: Haplochromis burtoni (Burton's mouthbrooder)
Lineage: Eukaryota; Metazoa; Chordata; Actinopteri; Cichliformes; Cichlidae
Gene: shank3a
Product: SH3 and multiple ankyrin repeat domains 3a
Exons: 23
Coding region: 3650-9115 (1821 amino acids)
Cellular component (GO): dendritic spine; postsynaptic membrane; postsynaptic density
Molecular function (GO): synaptic receptor adaptor activity; ionotropic glutamate receptor binding
Source: RefSeq, a predicted model, not a curated record
UAGAUCCUCAGGUUUGGAGCAUUCAUUGCUAAGUUUUGAAUUUUAUAUAUAAAUGUUGAAAAAUUGCAGAGUAAGCAUGUGUGGGACAAAAACGUCACUGAACUUGGUUGCGUUUGCAUAGAGAAACUUUGAGUUAAUUGAUCAUGAUUUUUGGCUUUGAUUACUAUCAUCUGUACAUUCACGGGGUUGUGAGGGUCCUCUGCUGCGCUGUUGAAAAGUGUCAAACUACAACAAAACACAAAAUGGUGAAUGAGAUGAAGAUGCAGAAAAGCAGUGACAAGUAUGAGUCGUGCACUCAAUUAUUUCUCUUGUUAAGGCAGUCUGGUGUGAAGUGCUGUAUUCUGCUUCUGUGUUACACUGCUGUGCCAAAGUGUGAGUGAGUGGUGCUCAACUGACAAACUCAGCGAGGAUCAAUUUCUGCACGAUUGCAAUUUAGAGAGUCAUUUCAUGCAAUAAAUCACCUAUAAAGACACAAUUUGUUAUGUGCAGCUCUAUGUAACACUGGCUUACAGAGUACAAAGCUCAAAGUGUGAAUGGGCUGUGAAGGCUAUGCUAUAUUUCACAAGUAAGUAUUUAGUGACAGCUGUUUUAUUGGAGAAAAUAAGUGUGGUUAUUUUGCCGCAUAAGCUGCAGAAACUUAAAAGAUUCUUUUUUUCCACUAGUGGAUUUAAACUUACAGUUAUCUCCCUAGAUAUUCACAGUGGCACAAUUUUUGUACAUUUUUGGACCCGGUAUAGACAGCUCCAAUGAAAAGCAAACAAAUGCAGGUUUCACACAAGGAAUGAGCUCCAGAUCUUUUAUUUUUGUCAUGGAAUAAUGAGGGAACAGACAACACGUGGCACAUGAGCCUCUGAAAAUGGGGGAGAAUGUAUAAAAAUGGGUGUAAAUCCUGAACAGGUAAUGCACCACUUGUGUGUACAUUUUUUUUUUUUAAUCCUUGAGUUAAACCUGAGAGGAUAAUCUUAAAUUACAGCUUUACUGUUUGAUCUGUGGUUUACACAGGCAAAACUGUGUCACUGUCCACAUAUUUACUUAAAUAUUGAUCAAUGCCGUAUCUGUCACUGUGUACUGGCAUUUAUGUCAGUGUGUUUAAAGAAUUUUAUAUUGAAUAUUAAAAGGUUGUCACUGCCAGUCGCUGGUGUAAUUGUCCACAGUAGAGCUCUUAAUCUAUAACAAGGUCAUGUUCAAGUUAGAUUUCAGCUUGCUCUGUUUUCUCUAUUUCUCAGAAGAAUGGCAAACGUUGGCAUUUACUUAAUCCCAAUUGUCAUUAUCAUUUUUGAAUUAUAUAAGCUUUUUGAGGUCAGAAUAUGUGUUUGCAUCAGUGAGCAUGAGCUUUAAGCAAAAAAAAACAAAACAACUUUUAUUUUAUUCCUUUUUUUAAAUAGCAGAUUUUCUUUUAUGACAUAAUGACUUAAGGGGUAAGAGGUGGAAUCCUGCUCUGGAUGAGUCUUGCAGCCUUGGCUGGUACUAGGGUAUUCAUUCUGCAGCAAGCAGGGGUCAAGCAUUACCCUAGUUUGCUUGCAUGGAGUUCAUUAGCCACAGGGUAAACUAUAAAAUUGGGUCAUAGUUGAUAGGAUUUUCCCUUUCAUUUUCUCCCUUUGCCCAACCAGGCCUCACCCUGCAACUGUCCUGGUUAAGCUUGGUGGCUUCAUGUAAAAUUUAUACCAUAUUCUUUUUGUAAUAAAGAGUGCAUGUGUGUGGGCGUUGGGUGUAGGCGGUCGGCCACGUAAUAGACCGACGCGCUGAAUGGGUGGCUUUCUUACAGAGUAAAAAAGGCCUUCCAGUGAUAGAAAAACUUUAUUAUCUUUUAAGUAACUUAGUCACAUAGACCCAGUGUUUGUUUGAUACUUUAAACUUGAUUUGUACUUGAAAAACCUCUGUCUACAGUAUUUUACAGCAUCAAAUACAUACUGUAUGUGCAUGUAUAUAAGCCCUUUUCCAUAAAAGUUUUGUUUUGUAAAAUGUGAAUAAAAAAGAAUGAUUGCAAAGUGAUUUGCUUAUCAUCUAAACCUGGGUCGUGGCCCUGAGUACAACAUGUCUGUGUGGAUUUGCAGGGAGUUGUCUGUUUUCUGUCUAUGAAGUUUCACUUACUUGUAAAAUAAAUGCUAAGAAAGGUUAUUAUUAACAUCCUGCAUUGGACUGAAUGGAAAAUGAUUCGUCUUAUACUUGAGAGUAAAUAGUAGCAGUAAGCUGCAGGGCAGUGCAAAACGCAUUUAGUAAUGCACUAUUUGUUAAUGUGGUCAUGAUGCCAAAGAGCACAAAGUGGAGCAAGAGAAUAUCUUAUGCGCUAUUGUUAUAUUUGCAUUGUUCAUUGGCACCCGAUAUCAAAGUGUAAAAUGUGCUCGGAGUUUGGGUAGAAAUCUGUGUUCUUAUGUGCAGUUAUUCACAAGCUAAGCCAUUAUGCCACAUUGUUGUUAAUGUGCAAGUGUAGACAAGCAUAAUGCACAAAAGGCUCCAUCAUAUAAUCUAUAGUAAUUCUAAUCCCCCAGCACUGCGGCUCUGUAUUUGUGCUAGCACUUCUUUGUAUUUAUGAAUGAGAAUUCCUGCAUUAUUUUCAAUUUAAAAUAAAACUACACAGUGAAUGCAGCCCAUCGUGGGUGUGAUAUUGUUAUGAGUUUCCACAAAGCCUUUGUUGAGUGCCUAAACUAGCCUAGCAUGCUUCUGUUUUUGCAAACACAGCCAAUAUGAUACACGUAUCUGCAUGGCACAGGAUGAAAGUAUAUUUCCAGUUGGGAAGCCCUCACAUGGAAAAGCGCCCCUAAUGGAUAAGCCCCUACCAGGAGAGAAAUGUAGCUCUUUGAAGACAGUAAAGACAAAUCGGGUUCGAACAAGAAUACUCUCGGUUCAUUCGAGCUCAUCCACAUGCCCCAAACAAAUACAGACAUGGAACCUGGGAUUUAAAAAAUGUCUUCCCAGUGAAGGGCACGCCCGCUAAAAUUGAUGUCACUGAUUCUAAUGCAAAAUGCUCUUGAUGUGUUUAACCAUACAGUGUGUGCAUGCAUGCAUACUGUAUGUGUCGAAGCAUGUUUAGUGUAACUAUAGACAGUUUGUGUUUUCAGAAACACGUUAGUCAGUUGGCAUAAAUUCCUCGACUAUAACGAAUAAGAUUUUCAGCAGGUUGCUAUAUUAAUGCAGACUGAACCAGCACCUGCUGUAUAUUUAAGAACACACUUCUUUUUUUUCUUUACACAUUUCUGUUUGCAUUUGAUAUCCAUACCUUCCCUCAGCAUGGUACCCUCUCUCACUCUCUCUUUUUCUCUUUUGGUUUUCCCUCCCCCUAUCACACACUUUCUCUCCUCCCUCUGUGUUCCCUCCCUCUUCUCUUGCUCUCUCUCUCCCCCUCCCUCCGCACUUUCCCUCUGUUCUCUCCAGCAUCCUGCAAAAUAACCCCUUACCACCUCUCCGUCUGUCUGUGUAUGCACAGGAGUUUGUGUGUUGGUCCAGGUUCGGGUGAGUGUUUGUUUCACUGACCAGGUGAGUCUGCACGUGCUAGACGAGACGAAAGGUACUGAAGGAGAAGGAGUGAGAACAAGAAGAGAGUAGACAACAAGGAGGAGGGUGGGGGGCUGGAUAUGGCCAUGUGGAGGAUGUUUUGGCAUUCAAACUGUAGCUGACCUACGGGACUGCGCGUGUGGUGGAGAGUGUGUCCAUGUGUGUGUGUGAGAUGGGAUCCAUUCUGACCAGAAGACAAAGACAAUCAGCUGAAAAAAAGGAAAGAAAAGCUAAAGAAGCCAGGAAGGCCAGGCUCAAUAGUAAGGCAAACCUGAAGAAAUUCAUGGAGUAUGUGCAGCAGAGGAACAUUGAAAAGGUCUCAAGGUUCCUGGAAAAAGGCCUGGACCCUAACUUCCAUGAUCCAGACACAGGAGAAUGUCCUCUAACGCUAGCAGCACAGCUGGAGAGCUGUGCAGAGCUCAUCAAGGUGCUGAAAAGUGGAGGGGCACAUCUGGACUUCAGAACAAAAGAUGGGAUUACUGCUCUGCACAAGGCCGUGCGCAGCAAAAACCAUACAGCACUUAUAACGCUGUUGGACUUGGGUGCAUCUCCUGACUAUAAAGACAGCAGGGGGCUAACUCCUCUCUACCACAGUUCGAUGGUAGGAGGAGAUCCCUACUGCUGUGAGCUGCUGCUGCAUGAUCAUGCACAGGUCGGCUGUGUGGAUGAGAAUGGCUGGCAGGAGAUACACCAGGCAUGUCGCUAUGGCCAUGUGCAGCAUUUGGAACACCUGCUAUUCUAUGGAGCCGACAUGAGUGCUCAAAAUGCAUCUGGAAACACGGCUCUGCAUGUGUGUGCGCUCUACAACCAGGAGAGCUGUGCACGGGUUCUCCUGUUCCGGGGAGCCAAUAAAGAGAUAAAGAACUACAAUAGCCAGACUGCUUUUCAGGUGGCUAUUAUAGCUGGGAACUUUGACCUGGCAGAAAUCGUUAAGGUCCACAAAGCAUCAGAUGUUGUGCCUUUCAGGGAGACUCCCUCCUACACCAACCGUCGACGUGUGAUGCCUGGCCCCCUGCCUUCACCCCGUUCCUUACUUCGCUCUGCAAGCGACAACAACCUGAACGGGGACCACGAUCACAUCCAUGCUCAACCAACCAGAGAAGCCCGUGGCCGCCAGGGUCACUCCCCCGUCCCUUCACUACGCAGUCUGCCUGCUUUUGGGCAACAGCACAGCAGCCUUGGAGAAAGUCGUCAUGGAGAGAUCCCUGACAGCAGUCUCCAGAGUACUGGCAGCUCCAGAUCCUCCCAUUCCCGUUCACCGUCUCUACAUCACAUGCAUGAAGAUGACAAACCAGUUCCUAGACGGUCCCACAGCCACGGCUACCCUCAUGGGCAUGGCCCUCGUGGAAGACUCAGCCCUGGCUCUGUGCAGAGAGACCCAAGCCCACCUCAUCACACGCCUCCAGCACUGUCAGGCUCCCGCGGGCCCAAACGGAAACUCUACAGUGCCGUCCCAGGACGUACCUUCAUUGUGGUCAAGCCCUACACACCACAGGGGGAAGGAGAGAUCCAACUCAACCGUGGAGAACGGGUCAAAGACUAUGACUGUAAUGACGUAGAAGUGCUCAGCAUUGGGGAAGGAGGUUUCUGGGAAGGCACAGUCAAAGGGAGGACAGGAUGGUUCCCAGCAGACUGUGUGGAAGAAGUGCAGAUGAGACAAUACGAUCCACGACUAGAGACACGGGAGGACCGCACUAAGAGACUGUUCAGACACUACACUGUGGGAUCUUACGACAACUUCACCUCAUACAGUGACUAUAUCAUAGAGGAGAAGAAUGCUGUUUUACAGAAGAAAGAAAAUGAGGGGUUUGGCUUUGUCCUGCGGGGAGCCAAAGCUGAGACGCCCAUUGAGGAGUUCACUCCCACCCCGGCGUUCCCUGCCCUUCAGUAUCUGGAGUCUGUUGACGUGGAAGGAGUGGCCUGGAGGGCCGGUCUAAGGACAGGGGACUUCCUCAUUGAGGUAAAUGGGGUGAAUGUUGUGAAGGUGGGUCAUAAGCAGGUGGUAUCCUUGAUCCGCCAAGGGGGCAACAGACUGCUGAUGAAGGUGGUUUCAGUCACUCGCAAACCAGAGACUGAGGAAGUUGUUCGCAAGAAAGCGCCGCCACCACCCAAGAGAGCUCCCAGCACCACCCUGACACUGCGCUCUAAGUCCAUGACCGCUGAGCUGGAGGAACUAGCUUCUGCUCGGAGGAGAAGAGGAGAAAGACUAGAUGAGAUGUUGGCAUCACAGGAGUCUAUGUUGCGUUCUCAGCCCUCUGAGGCAGAUUACAGAGCAGCCACUGUCAAACAACGGCCCACCAGCAGGAGAAUAACCCCAGCAGAGAUCAGUUCACUGUUUGAGAGACAAGGGAUGACUCUACAUGGAGGUCUCCAUCCAGGGAUUGAGAGAGGUCACAUACAACUACCAAAGGGCAUGUCCAGGACCAAAUCUUUUGGUGCCACUGAGGAGGAUCGGCUGUCUGCUCUUGUAGGCGAGCACCGAUUUCCCCGCAGUUCCUCUAUGACAGACAGCCUCCGAGACCACUCACAACCCCACCCUAUCCCUCCCCCUCCACAAACGGCACCUCCUCCUCCUCCUUACUAUCUAGACACUGGUCCUCCCCCAGCUUUCUGCCCCCCUCCACCUCCAUCGAGAACACAGAGUCAGGGCCAUGAGCCUGCAGGACGUUCGAGUUUCAAGCCGUCCUCCUUGGACCUGCCUUACGAGGCCGCUCAGCGGCAGGCCACACACAUUGAGAGACAGAAGAAAGCACGCUCCAUGAUCAUUCUGCAGGAUUCUUCUCAUUUACCUGUUGAACCUACAGAAAUUCCACGUCCUUCUGCUGCUACUCCACCUGAGCGAAUCAAAAGGAAAGGUCGGGUUAUUGACAACCCUUACGCAAACGUGGGUCAGUUUAGCAUUGGACUGUACACACCUACCAAGCCCCAAAGAAAGAAGAGUCCUCUGGUGAAACAGCUACAGGUGGAAGAUGCACAAGAAAAAGCUAGUUUGGCCUUAGCUGCUGCCCACUCGCGAGAGAGCUCACCCUCAGGACGACACCCACUUACCUACGGGCACACACACACCAGCCGUGCAGACUACUACCAGCAGCAGCUGAUGGCUGAGCGAGAGCGUAUGCGUGUUCAAGGAGAGAUGAUGUUUCAGGGCAAAGGCCCCUUUGCCGCUGCAAUUGCUGGAGCUGUGAAGGAUCGUGAGCGUCGCCUAGAAGAACGGAGGAAAUCCACUGUCUUCCUUUCUGUUGGGACCAUGGAGGGGGCAUCUACCACCAGCUCUGAUUCCCCCUCUCUGACUCAGUCUCACUCCAUCGAUGAACGGAUGCUGACACGAGAGCUGGGACAGCUGCCUCCCCCUGCCUUGGCUCUGAGCCCCUCACCUAGUGGGACCACCUUUAUCCAUCCACUUACAGGAAAGCCUCUGGACCCCAAUUCACCACUGGCUCUUGCGCUGGCCGCAAGGGAGAGGGCACUGACCUCCCAGAGCCAGUCCCCUACUAGUAGCCCAGAGCCUCGGACUAAACAAGAGCAAUUAGGCCAGGGUGUAAUAUUCAUUGACACUCAGACCAAAGAGUCUCCACAUGGGGAAGGGGCAGCUACAUCUCCCCCUUUUUCACCUAAAAGCGCCAAGGUAGCGGGUUUCGGGGUUGGAUCCUCCGCAGCAUCAAUUUUAUCCCCGCAGCCCACUAAGCCACAGUGGGCUGCAUCUUCGUCACCUGUAUCAUUCCGGCAGGAGAUGGAGGCCAGGAUAGAGGAAAGGAAGGAAGAGAAGAGGUUAGAGGAUAAAAAGAGUAUGUUGAUCAGUAUUAUGGAUACAUCACAGCAGAAGACAGCAGGGCUAAUCAUGGUCCAUGCCACCAGUAAUGGGCAGGCUGUUGGAGUGGAUUCAGAACAAGAGCAGACACCUGCCCCAGCCUCCAUGGAGCCCAGCAAAUCACCAAGUCCACGCGCUAAAUCCCCCAGUCCCAGUGUCGCCCAGCCCCAGACCCAGCUCCAAGCUCAGCGUUCUGCCAGUCCAGUCCAAGAGAAGGGUCUGGCUCAGGGAAGCUCAGAGGAGGAUGUGGAUCCGUACACAGUAACCCUUCCCCCUGCCAUGUUAUCCUCCAGCGAUGAGGAAACACGAGAGGAGCUACGUAAGAUUGGAGUUGUUCCGCCACCAGAUGAGUUUGCUAAUGGGCUACUGGCACAGGCACAAGGGGUGCCAGUGUCUCCAGCUAAGCCUGCUGUGUCUCCCGCCACCCCUGCAACACCAAUGCCACAAACACCCUCAACCCUAGCAACGCCAGCUGUGACCCCCACUCAGCCUGCUCAACCCCUGCCUCCACCCAGUGCAGCAGCUGUCUCAGGGAAGCCCUCUGACCCUCUGGAGCCCCCACCGGUGGGUGAGUCUGGCUCAGCGGCUGACUCAGGCGUGGAAGAAGCUGACACACGCAGCUCCAGCGAGAGAGAGCGAGACCACCAUCUCGAGACCACCAGCACCGUCUCCACGGUUUCCAGCAUGUCCACAUUGUCCUCAGAAAGCGGCGAGCCUGCCGACACACACACCACGCACACCUCCUAUGCCGACGGGCAGACAUUUGUGCUCGACAAGCCGCCAGUGCCUCCUAAGCCCCGACUAAAAUCCCAGAUAGGAGGCAGUAAAGGCCCCGUCACUUUCAGGGACCCUCUGCUGAAGCAGAGCUCUGACAGCGAGCUGCUAUCACAGCAACAGGCUGCUGCCCUGGCUGCUGCUGCAGCUGGAGGAGCUGGACUCCCCCCAGGUGGUUCAGCCUCAGUUACUGGUCUAGCCCCCACCAAGCCACGCUACCUCUUCCAGAGGAGGUCCAAGCUAUGGGGAGACCCAGUGGAGCCCCGUGGCCCAGGAGUGGGGCUAGGUAUUGGGAGUUUGGGAAAUCUUGGUGGGCUGGGACUGGGGCUGGGUGCAGAUGAGGGAGCAAAACCAUCUGUUAUGGGAGAGCUCAGUUCACGACUACAGCAGCUAAAUAAAGACACCAGAUCACUAGGAGAGGAACCUCUGGGAGCAUCACUUGAUCCAGGAAGGAAGUCACCUGUGGCAGGUGCCAGACUUUUCAGCAGCCUAGGUGAGCUCCACACCAUCUCUCAAAGAAGUUAUGGAACCACAUACACCAUCCGCCCUGGCAGUCGCUACCCCAUCACCCGACGCACCCCUAGUCCAGGCUCACCUGAUCGGGGCGACCCUCUUGGACGAUUCUCAGGCUACGGCCUACCAACCUCACCAACCACACCGCCACAAACUAUCCUCAAAUCUUCGAGCCUCAGCCUACCCCAGGAGCCAAAGGAGGUCCGCUUUGUAAUGAGGAGCUCCAGCGCCCGUUCCCGCUCUCGCUCUCCGUCCCCGUCACCUUCCCAUUCACCUGGGUUAGGUUCACCACUUUUAGCUCUACGACCCUUUCACCAAAAACCCCUCCACCUCUGGAACAAGUAUGAUGUUGGAGACUGGUUGGAGAGCAUCAACCUGGGGGAGCACAGAGCAGGGUUUCAGGAACAUGAGAUCGAAGGUUCUCACCUCCCUGCUCUAACCAAGGAUGACUUUGCAGAGCUGGGAGUGACACGAGUCGGACACCGCAUGAACAUUGAGCGAGCACUGAAACAGCUGCUGGAGAGCUGACCCCUGCCCUGAGACACAGCCACAGAUGGAGAUCGGUGAAGACAGACAGAAGAUUCGGGGGUUAAGGAAAAUAAGCGAUGCGAUAGGGGCCGCUCCUCUUUUACUCCGGCUGCUUUUAUGUUCGGCAUCACAAAUGUUGACCUGCAGCUCUUAGGCACACUCUGUUUCCAUUCUGCAUUAACACCCUGCACAUGGCAAUGCACUGAAGAGGAGUCGUCGAUACAUUCAUUUUUCUUCUUGCCCACCACCCUGCUUUUGUGGCCAAUUAAAUCAGGCCCAAAAUGAUAUUUGGCGUUUUUAUUUAUUUAUUUUUUGCUAAGACGAGCCAGACGAGCUCCAAUUAGAACAUUUGAUUUGUGAAAGGUUCACUUGUUUCCUUAGUAACAUCCCCACUUUCUCGCUCCCUCCUCUCCUUUCUACCUCCCCUCCCAAAUAACCCCCCAGGUCCCUCUAUUAGGCUGCUGAAAGCCUUCUUGCAGUUCGAGUAAAGGAGGAGGAGGAGGAGGCAGAAUUUUUUGUUCCACACAGAAAGCUCAGUUGCCUUUCAAAAAUAUUUAUACAGAGAUCAACAGCAAUGAACACAGUGCUACGGACACACAGCCCUGAAAAAGGUGUGUCUUCUGUAUACGUGCUGUUUUUAAACCGAAGACUUUAGAGCCCAGAGUCGGAGCUCCACAAAGUAAACCGUGGGAGAAAACCCCCUCUGCCUUGGUACCCAGACUGUGCUAUCUAUUAUAUUUGGAGAAUGUUUAACCAACACUCGUGGCUUUUUUUCAUAAUCAGUUUCUUUUUUUGGUUUUCCAAAGGGAAUAUUAUAUAUAGGUAUUAUAUAAUAUAUACAUAUAUAUAUAUGUAUUUAAAUAUAGCUUUCAGGAGAAAAGACAAUGUUGCAAAGAGGAAAUAUAAUAAAUUAAUCUGCACCUGUUUUUUUGGUUUUUAGUAUAGAAGGCAGAGAGAAAUCUUUAAAUCUAUUCCACUAAUAGUUUACUCAUUUCUACCAAUUAUAUACAUACUUAUAUAUAUACGUACAUAUAUAUAAGUAUUCUAUAUAUAUAUAUAUAUAUUUGAAAGGAAAAAGUAUAUAAAUAUGGAAAUGAAGUUUUUGUCAUAGGUAUCCAACUUUCCUUAUGGUCACUCCUUUUUUGAACCGUAGCAUGACGAGUUGCUUCAUGUUUUUGACAAAGAGUUUGUUGUUUGUUUUUAUUUUCUUACGGUCUUCCUUCAUACUAAAGGGCAUCCCGUAAUGUGAGGCUGAGACCCCAGUUGACACCCAUCCCUACUGCUUCAGCAACAGAUCCCGCUGUCUGUGUAUCCACAAUAACACAUCAAGGGCACCGGCCACCUAUGUGCAAGCUGACUGGCUUUAAAGGGGCUCUUCAUCUUAUGCCUGUUUAUCACUCAGGGAUGGAAGUUUGGGGCACCAGCAUGAAGAGGUUGCUUGCUGUUUUACUACUAGAAAUUGAAUUUUUCUUACACUUCAACAGUUAAACACCACCAUAGUCUGUUAGAGAGCUAGUAAAGAUUCCAUCCCUGUCCCCGAUAGUGUUACUUAGACCAGUUUGCACAAGGUCUGGUAUCAAUUUCCAAGCAUGGAAACCUGGAGAAACAAGCUUUAACUGUUCAAAUAAUUUAAAAAAAAAAGCUAAUAAUUGUGUUCCUUUACCUGUAUAACCAAUAAAAACUUGCCAUACAAGCUUAAAUGAG